CAUAAAACCACCAACACAUAGCCCCUUGGAUUCACCUCAUAAACAAUUGCAUCACCAAUUUUCUACACUUUCCUUUUACCAACCUCGCACACUCUAUAUAUAAUAUACACAAAACUCUUAGUUGCAACUAUAUCAAACACAAGUUAGUGUACUAACAUCCUCAUGUGCAUAAAAAUGGAAACAAACUCAAAAAAUAUGUCCAAAACUAACUUUGUUAGAAACCUCACCCUUCUUGCCCUUUCCAUUAUUGUACUAACAUCCACAUUGACAAACACAAAAUUCACCCUUUACCUCACAAUAUUUAUCCCCAUCAUAUUAUACUUGGUCUAUUCCUUAUUCUCUACUCAUGCACAAAAAUUCGGAAAUAUCCCUCCUGGUCCGUUUUCUCUCCCCAUCUUUGGUAAUUGGCUCCAAGUAGGGAACGACCUUAACCACCGCCGUUUGGCCGCCCUCUCCAAGACCUAUGGCUCUGUGUUCCUCCUCAAGCUUGGGGUUCGAAACCUAGUUGUGGUCUCGAACCCUAAGCUUGCUUGCGAGGUCCUCCACGCACAAGGGGUGGAGUUUGGAUCCCGACCUAGGAAUGUUGUCUUCGACAUCUUCACAGGAGGAGGCCAAGACAUGGUUUUCACCGUCUAUGGUGAUCACUGGAGGAAGAUGCGGCGUAUAAUGACAUUGCCAUUCUUCACCAACAAGGUGGUGAAUACUUAUAGCCUUAUGUGGGAGGAAGAAAUGGACAAGGUUGUUAGUGAUUUAAAGGAGGAUGAUAACAUAGUUGGCAUCAAAGCGAAAAGUGUAGGGUUUGUGAUUAGGAAGAGGCUGCAACUAAUGCUUUACAAUAUAAUGUAUAGGAUGAUGUUUGAUGAAGGUUUCGAGUCUAUGGAAGAUCCCAUGUUUUCAGAGGCGACCAAGUUUAACUCUGAAAGGAGUAGAUUAGCUCAAAGUUUUGAGUAUAAUUAUGGAGAUUUUAUACCUUUGCUUAGACCAUUUUUGAGGAGGUAUUUGAGCAAGUGCAGAGACUUGCAGCAGAGAAGGCUGGCCUUCUUCAAUAACCACUACGUCGAGAAACGAAGGAAAAUAAUGGCUGCAAAUGGAGAAAAACACAAGAUAAAUUGUGCCAUUGACUACAUAAUUGAUUCACAAAACAAAGGAGAAAUAAGUGAGGAGAAUGUUCUCUACAUUGUCGAGAACAUUAAUGUAGCAGCCAUAGAAACGACGUUAUGGUCAAUGGAGUGGGCAAUAGCGGAGCUAGUAAACCAUCCGAAAAUCCAACAAAAAAUCCGGCAAGAAAUCGCCACCGUACUAAAAGGAAAGCCAGUCACAGAAGCAAACCUUGAACAAUUACCCUACUUACAAGCAACCGUCAAGGAAACCUUAAGGUUACACACCCCUAUACCUCUACUAGUACCUCAUAUGAACCUUGAAGAAGCUAAGCUUGGUGGGUAUACUAUACCUAGAGAGUCGAAGGUGGUGGUUAACGCGUGGUUGUUGGCUAACAACCCCGAGUGGUGGAAGGACCCACAAGAAUUCCGGCCCGAGAGGUUCCUCGAGGAGGAAGGGGCAACGGAUGCAACCGUGGGUGGUGGAAAGGUGGAUUAUAGGUUCUUGCCAUUCGGUGUUGGAAGGAGGAGUUGCCCUGGAAUUAUAUUGGCUUUGCCAAUUUUAGGGCUUAUUGUUGCUAAAUUAGUGACUAAUUUUGAGAUGAAACCUCCUCUAGGGGAAGAAAAGAUUGAUGUGAGUGAGAAAGGAGGGCAGUUCAGUUUGCACAUUGCCACUCAUUCAACUGUCCUCUUCUCCCCUAUACAUGGAGCUUCAAGUAAUUAAUCGUACGCCGGGCGAAAAACCAAGUUUUAUCAUCCAAUAUUUGUUAAAUUGUCCUAGGGUUGAGAUCUUAUGUAACUUCAUUAUGUUGUUAUUUAGAGUUUGCUUCAUGUUUAAAGUUCGUUUCAGCCAACUAUACUUUUAUGUAUGUCAAUGUGUUGAUGUUUCUUUAUGUGAAGUUAAAUAUACAGUUAACUA
Molecule: messenger RNA, 2016 nt
Organism: Spinacia oleracea (spinach)
Lineage: Eukaryota; Viridiplantae; Streptophyta; Magnoliopsida; Caryophyllales; Amaranthaceae
Product: cytochrome P450 CYP73A100-like
Exons: 2
Coding region: 163-1821 (552 amino acids)
Molecular function (GO): iron ion binding; heme binding; monooxygenase activity
Source: RefSeq, a predicted model, not a curated record